CGUCAAGUUUUUUUUUCAUAAUACACUCUUUACCGUUCACACGCACUUCUCAGUGUACAAAGUUUUUGAUCUAAUCACGCAAUUUUAGCCACUAUUUUGUUACGAAUUUUACUAGAUUUUAGCUAAGCGACAGUACAGACAUUCAGUUUCAAUAUGUCGGAUUCAAAUCCCUUAGAGGUCGACAAAACUGUACAGAUCGGUGACAGCGUUUCUCAAAAUGAAAAGAAGAGCCGCAAAGACAAAUCGAAAGCGCUCACGAAAGUCGUAAUACGUCGUUUGCCUCCGUCAAUGGACGAGGAAACAUUUUUGAAUCAAAUUCAGCCAGUUCCAGAAUAUGACUACUUCUAUUUCGUGUCAGCAGAUUGGUCAUUGGGACGCAACGCAACAAGCCGUGCUUACAUUAAUUUCCUGAAUGAAGAGGACAUAUUCAUAUUCAAGGACAGAUUCGAUGGUUAUGUAUUUGUCGAGACGACCGGUGGUGUUGAGUAUCCUGCCAUCGUCGAAUUUGCCCCGUUCCAAGGACUGCCAAAGUCAAAGUCUCGCAAAAAGGACAACAAAUGCAACACAAUAGACACGGAUCCGGAUUUUAUCAAAUUCCUUAGCUACCUAAGUGGUGAAGCUGGCGACGCCAAACCGGAAAUGAAGAUGGAAUAUUCGUAUCAGAUCAAAGAUGAAAAGAAAAUCACGUCAACGCCACUGUUGGAGUUCAUUGCGAAUAAGAAAGUGGAACGUCGCGAAGAAAGGAAAAAGAAAAUCGAUGAAAGGAAACGGCAACGAGAUGAUGAUCGCAAUCGUAAGAAAAAUCAAGUGGCCAAGUUAAUUCCAUCGAGUAUCCGCGAACAGGAAGAGGACGGUAUCAUUGUGCGAGUCGUAAAAUCACGACCCAGAGAUCGCGAUCGUGGUGAUCGGUCGAAAAAAGAGCGUAGUUCAGAGCAUUUGAAUAAGCCAACCGCAGCGGAUGCUAAACAAAGCAAACCCGAAUCGAACCGUGAAGAGAAAAGAAGAUUGGAACGAGAGCAGCGUGACCAGAAGCGAAAAGAGGAGCGACAACGGUUCAGAGAAGAACGUGACCAGAAACGUCAAGCUGAAAGAGAACGUAACCGAAAGGAACGCGAAAGCAGUAAAAAUAAGGAUGACGUCAAGACUGAGAAAAGCUCUGGUAAGACGGAGACAGAUGCACCGAAUAAAUCAAAUCAGAAAGAGGAUCGCGUCAAAAGAUACAGCGAGAGUCGCCGGGCGCGAAUGGAAAGUAAAGAUCAGGGCGAUGCUGGAAACAAAACAAUUGGAACCGCAGAUAGGCGCGACAAUGAUAACAAGACCGGAAAAAGUGACGGUGAUGCCGAUAAGUCCGUGUCCGUGAAAGGUGAUGAAAAUAAAGAUGCUCCGAAAGAGAAGGCCGUACCACAUUCAAAGGCUGGCGACAGCGAUAAAUCAAACGCUACCGAAGAUGCGAAGAAUCAAGAUGAUAACAGUGGUGACAAUGCAAAGGAAAGUUCAUCUAAGUCAUUAACGAAAGAGGAACGAUUGGCCCGGCGCAUUCGUAACAAGGAUCGUCCAUCGCUCCAGAUCUACCAGCCUGGUCAAGGGAAACGGCGCAUGUCAACGAAAAAAGAUGAUGAAGUAUCCGCAGACGAUGCAUCGCCGAACAUACUCAGUAAACCAUCGUCGCCAACAUCAUCGGAAAAUGCCGUUACAUUUCCGACUGAAAAACCUAGCACGGCAGUGAAAAAGGUCGUCGACAAAGCGAAAAAGGACAGAUCAACAACUGGAGAUCGUGUGAAACCGAUGCCAUCGAAUGAAAAGGGUCGUUCCGAAAGUAGCAAAUCGAGCAGUAAGGCUGGUCCAUCCGCUAGCAAAACUGCUCCGUCACAGGAUGAACCAGUAGAACCGAAAGUUGAACGGAAAGUUAGUCGCUAUUCGGAACGUCGAAAUAAGAUUAAAGAAAAGCAAAUUUCGAAAUUAGAAAAUGUGGACGCAGCAACUGAUGUGGUGAAUACAGUCGAUGAAUGUAAAAAUAAUUCAGGCGAAAUUACUGAUUCCGAAAUUAAAUAAAAAAUAAAUUCAAGAGUUUCA
Messenger RNA from Bradysia coprophila, 2073 nucleotides. RefSeq lists its product as uncharacterized. Gene Ontology annotation, cellular component: cytoplasm; nucleolus. The record is from RefSeq and is a predicted model, not a curated record. Gene Ontology annotation, molecular function: mRNA binding. Gene Ontology annotation, biological process: positive regulation of translation; nuclear-transcribed mRNA catabolic process, nonsense-mediated decay. NCBI's taxonomy places the organism in Eukaryota, Metazoa, Arthropoda, Insecta, Diptera, Sciaridae.